Chiloscyllium plagiosum (whitespotted bambooshark) is the source of this 1597-nucleotide messenger RNA. The record is from RefSeq and is a predicted model, not a curated record. Lineage: Eukaryota; Metazoa; Chordata; Chondrichthyes; Orectolobiformes; Hemiscylliidae.
GGUUGAAGCUAAGAAGGAACAUGAAGGAGCUGUGUUACUGCUAGAGAACACCUUGGACAGCAUGCAGGCCAAGGUGCGAGAGUUAGAGGAGAAAUGUCGAAAUCAGAGCGAGCAGUUCAGUCUGCUCUCCAGGGAGUUGGAGACUUUUCGUCAGAGUGCUGGUAACAUUGACCUGCUCAGCUGCCCGGCCUCACAGAGGGAGAGAGCUGGCAAGACCCAGCCUCCACUGAUGAACGGACUAGCCACAGUGCUUCCUAAAGGCACUGAAAGUCCAUCUGGGAGCAGAUCGGUGAUCUCCGAAUAUACCCGGCCCCUUCAGUCAUCCGGUGGGAAGUCAGAGUUGCUGUCUGCCAAGCCAACCCUCCUGUCUCAAUCCACACUGGGCAGCCCAAGGCAUAGCCAGCUCCCUGAGAUGGAUGUUGAAGCAGACAGUUCUAACCCCAAAAUGAGGUACACAGGAAAGGUGCAUUUGUGUGUAGCCCGGUACAGUUACAACCCAUAUGAGGGACCCAAUGAGAAUCCAGAAGCAGAGCUCCCCCUCAAGGCUGGGAAAUACCUCUAUGUGUACGGAGACAUGGACGAGGAUGGUUUUUAUGAAGGUGAACUGAUGAAUGGACAAAGAGGACUGGUCCCCUCCAACUUUGUCGCUCUGUUACAGGACGAGGAGCUGUUCCUGCUCCAUUCUGUGGACACGGAGAUGGACAAUAAUCUACUCAAUUCGGACCUGGGUCUCCAUCUCCACGGUGACAGUGUGCUGCAGGAUAGCAAGUCAGACAGCCUGCUCCCCAGUCAAACAGAGAGCACCUUCUAUAAGAAUGGCACAGGCACACUGGACAUAAACAUUGAUGAAAUUGGUGAAGAUACUGUGCCUUACCCCAGGAGAAUUAACCUGAUUAAACAGCUUGCCAAAAGUGUGAUUGUAGGAUGGGAUCCACCAGUUGUCCCUCCCGGAUGGGGAGCUGUGAGUAGCUACAAUGUUCUCGUCGAUAAGGACGUGAGGAGUAACGUCCCCUCGGGAGGGAGAACCAAGGCUCUGAUCGAGAAACUCAACUUGGCCAAUGUCACCUACCGUAUCUCGGUGCAGAGUGUGUCUGAGCGCGGCCUCUCUGAUGAGCUGAGGUGUACCAUGUUGGUCGGGAAAGACGUGUGUGUAGCCCCUUCUCACCUGAAGGUGGAGACCAUCUCGCAGACGUCAACCAAGGUCUCCUGGUUGCCGAGCAACAGCAACUACAGUCACAUGAUCUUCCUCAAUGAGGAAGAGUAUGACGUGGUGAAGGCGGGGAGUUACAAAUACCAGUUCUUUAAUCUGAAACCCUGUAUGGUCUGUAAGGUCAAAGUCAUGGCCCAGCCUCACCAGGUACCAUGGCAACUGCCACUGGAGCAGCGAGAGAAGAAGCAGAGCCUGGUGGAGUUCUGUACACUGCCUGCAGGUCCCCCAGCACCCCCUCAGGAUGUCAUGGUCCAUGUAGGAUCAACCCCAGGAACCAUUCAGAUCAGCUGGAAGCCACCACUGCUGAGCUUGGCAGGAACUUCAAAUGGAGCCAAGGUUACUGGCUACAGUGUAUGUGCAAAAGGUCAAAAGGUAACUAGCCAAUAA